Messenger RNA from Prunus avium (sweet cherry), 932 nucleotides. The record is from RefSeq and is a predicted model, not a curated record. Lineage: Eukaryota; Viridiplantae; Streptophyta; Magnoliopsida; Rosales; Rosaceae.
CAAGAAAUGGAGGAAACUGACUGCGGGGUGGAUGCGCAGAGCGCACCCGGCGCACGUUAGCAUUUCCUGCGGCAUAUUAAGUUGUUUUCGUACUGUUCUUUUCUUUUCCUCACCACGUUAGCAUUUCCUGCAACAUAUUUUGUUUCUCCUCCUCCUCCUCUUCUCUCUCUCUGUCUCUGGAAACUUCUUUCUUUCUUUACUCAAAACCAACACACUGAAACCCUUGACUGCAAGCAAAAUCGAAAACGGCGUUUCUCUCGUUUCUAUGAUCAUCAACAUUUGAGGUUCUCAAAGAUUAUUGGAUGGGCUAAGAAACAAUGGUGGGGUUGGAAGAGACAAAUAUGGAAGAUGAUUAUUUUAACUGGGGUAAGAAAGGUGGAGUUGGGGAAGAGGAACGUGUCCAGUUCUACGAGUCAUUCACUUUGGAAGGCAUGGAAUACUCGCUUUAUGAUUGUGUGCAUCUUUACAGAAGUGGUUGUCGUGAGACCGAUAUCGGUAAGCUUGUGGAAAUAUAUGACACAGAGGACCAUGAAAAGAAGAUAAAGGUCGUGUGGUUUUUUCGUCCUUUGGAUAUACAUAACUUUUUGGGUGAUUGGAAACCAUGCCGGAACGAGAUACUUUUAGCUUCUGGUGUGGGUCAAGGCCUCUCCAAUGUCAAUCCUCUGGAAGCAAUAGUUCAAAAAUGCAAUGUUGUCUGCACAUUAAAGGAUGUGAGGAAUCCUCAGCCAUCUGAAGAAGAGUUGAGAAUGGCUAGUUACAUUUUCUCUCGUAAUUUUGAUGUAGGAAAGCGCCAAAUAUUGGAGAACUUUCCGGAUGAAAUAAGUGGAAUUAAAGAUCUUCAGGCUUCCCAAGUUCCAGACAAAUUUGAGAGACCCAGCUGGACCAUCAAAUGCGCCUUCCAAGUUAGAAUUGGACGAAGCCUCUCCAGUUAA